This is a messenger RNA of Chinchilla lanigera (long-tailed chinchilla), 429 nucleotides long. RefSeq names its product small ubiquitin-related modifier 2-like. Gene Ontology annotation, biological process: protein sumoylation. NCBI's taxonomy places the organism in Eukaryota, Metazoa, Chordata, Mammalia, Rodentia, Chinchillidae. The transcript is spliced from 3 exons. The coding region runs from base 1 to 390 and encodes 129 amino acids. Gene Ontology annotation, cellular component: nucleus. Gene Ontology annotation, molecular function: protein tag activity; ubiquitin-like protein ligase binding. The record is from RefSeq and is a predicted model, not a curated record.
AUGGGGACCUGCAAUGUGUUCUCUUCUGGCAAUGCAGAGAAAUGGUCCGUGGGAGGGAUCACUCUGAGUCUGAGCGAGACCCGGACUCCUGCAGCCUCCACGAGCACUGCCUCCUGGCCCAAGGAAGGAGUCAAGACUGAGAACAACGAUCCUAUUAAUUUGAAGGUGGCAGGGCAGGAUGGUUCUGUGGUGCAGUUUAAGAUUAAGAGGCAUACGGCACUUAGUAAACUAAUGAAAGCCUAUUGUGAACGACAGGGUUUCUCAGUGAGGCAGAUCAGAUUCCAAUUUGAUGGACAGCCAAUCAAUGAAACAGACACACCUGCACAGUUGGAAAUGGAGGAUGAAGAUGCAAUUGAUGUGUUCCAGCAGCAGACAGGAGGUGUCUACUAAAAAGGGAACCUGCAACAACCCUACUCCAGAACUCUGAUC